Medioppia subpectinata is the source of this 830-nucleotide messenger RNA. NCBI's taxonomy places the organism in Eukaryota, Metazoa, Arthropoda, Arachnida, Sarcoptiformes, Oppiidae. The record is from the annotation of a GenBank genome assembly.
ACCCUAAGACUUACUAUUAUUAUUAUAUAAACCAAAUAUCGAUCCCAUCUAUGCAUUUGAGAUGAGCAGUGAUGUAAUGAUGAGUUCAGGCAAAAGGAAACAACAAUUUGAAGACAAAUCGGACGAAGAUUUGAAUAAAAGGUCCAAAACUUUAUUCAAUGACAAGCCAUCGUUCAGUGAUGUCCACAAAGCGUACGACUAUUUGCGGUCAUUAUUCCCGACCGAAAAGUUUGGCCAAAGGAUACCAACCAUUGUUUGGAGACAUCAAUUGUAUCCUCUCUUCCACAACAAGACACUCAUUGAUCGCCAAUUGAAUGCGUGGUCCGAAUCGGCUUACAUACGGCUCUUCAGAUUGGGAUCAACUAUCGAUGAUAACGAAGUGGUCAUUAUAUUGAUGUCCGACUUUCAGGACUACGUCCAUAAGUUUGUCCCCAAAACUAUUAUAACCGGCCCGGUGAAAGACGAGUCUGUGCCAAACGCCGGCGAAUUCGCCAAAAGUUUUGAUUUCGGCAAAAAGUUUUUGCUUUCAAUUAUCAAGAAAUGUAAAUAUAAAGAGAUUUUGGGUUCGGAACUAAUGAAGAAACGACUUCCCAAAGACAUGAAGUUUAGUUUGGAGUAUCAUAUCUACGAUCUCAUCGGCUCUCAAGUCAUUCACACAGUCGAGACUCCAAACGACACACUCCUCAGAAUGACCUGAAAACUAAUUUACCAUAAGAUAUCAUCAAUUUAUAAAUUCCGGGCAUUUAUUUAUAUUAAUACAAUGAAUUUAAGACUUAAUUCAAGUCUAAUGUUUUUAUAUAAAAUUUUCAAUUAUUGUUAAGUUUAAUGAA